GAGCUGAAGGGUGGGUAUGGAUAAAGCACCACUGAAAGCACUGACCAGAGCACCUCGAGCCCAACACCCCAAAAAGAAGGCAGGGAGGGAAGGAGAGAUCCCUGCCAUGGCACAUCCAUCAAUCUGCAGGCUCGCUGGGGUGGAGAUGGGGCAGUUCUGCUGUGAGGAUGCGAGCUGCCCACCCGUGGGUCAUGGAACCCGAGGCCAGGGAGGGGAGUGGGCAGGAGAUGUGGCUCAGUGUGUGUUUGUUUUGGGAAAUGGAGCACAUUUGGUCCUGGCGACUGGGAAAACACUCAGAGGGGGAGUUCCCAGCCGUGGCCUGGCUGGUGGGGAAUGUUCAUACUCAGCCAUCCCUGAGGGAUGCAGCUGGGGCACUCAGCAAGGGGGUGCUGCUCCAGGGAGGGCAGGAGCCAGCCUGAAGUGAGCCAGGGACCCUCCCAAGGGUUCUCCAUCCUCCUCCUUGCCAGCAGCAGCUGGGGGAAGCCAUAGGGUCGAGCUGGCUGGGAGAGAGGCAGUUUUGGUUUCUGUUUUCUGGGCAGGAAGGCGUCCCAGGGCAGGCAGCCAGCGCUGUGAGGAACCCUGCUGCCUCCCAGACAGGGGCACAGGAGAAGCUGUUCAGCUAGAGAUGUGCUUCUGAGCAUUGCCAGGUUGGUUUGCGCUGAAACAGAUUCUGAUGGCCUUCUUUUGGUGCUGUGAAGCUGUCAGUUAUCACACUCCUAAGGACAGGCAGUGUAAGGCCUUAGCAAACAUCAGUGACUCGAUUGUUUUCAAAGCUUGUGGAUAUUACAGCUGAGAAGGAAGCAGAGGGUGGGGAUGAGAACAGGCAGGGAGGAUCCACCUGCCCUGCUCUGUCCUGCCGUGCACCUCUCAGAGAUUCUGAUGUUGGAUGAGUUGGUGUUGAUGAAAUUCUGGUGUUGGAUGAAUUGGUGUGGAUGAAUUGGUGCCUGCCAGAGAUUCUGGUGUUGGGUGAAUUGGUGUUGAUGAAUUGGUGUGGAUGAAUUGAUGCUGAUGAAUUUCUGCCUGCCAGAGAUUCUGAUGUUGGAUGAAUUGGUGUUGAUGAGAUUCUGGUGUUGGAUGAAUUGGUGUGGAUGAAUUGCUGUCUGCUAGAGAUUCUGGUGUUGGAUGAAUUGGUGUUGGAUGAAUUGGUGCUGAUGAGAUUCUGGUGUUGGAUGAAUUGGUGUGGAUGAAUUGCUGUCUGCUAGAGAUUCUGGUGUUGGAUGAAUUGGUGUUGGAUGAAUUGGUGCUGAUGAAUUGGUGCCUGCCAGAGAUUCUGGUGUUGGAUGAAUUGGUGUUGAUGAAAUUCUGGUUUUGGAUGAAUUGGUGUGGAUGAAUUGGUGCCUGCCAGAGAUUCUGGUGUUGGAUGAAUUGGUUUUGGUGAGAUUCUGUUGUUGGAUGAAUUGGUGUGGAUGAAUUGGUGUGGAUGAAUUGGUGCUGAUGAAUUGCUGUCUGCUAGAGAUUCUGGUGUUGGAUGAAUUGGUGUUGGAUGAAUUGGUGCUGAUGAAUUGGUGCUGAUGAAUUGGUGUUGAUGAGAUUAUGGUGUUGGAUGAAUUGGUGCUGAUGAAUUUCUGCCUGCCAGAGAUUCUGAUGUUGGAUGAAUUGGUGCUGAUGAAUUGGUGCUGAUGACUUGCUGCCUGCCUCGCACUCACCACAGCCUCCCCUCCAUCCGCAGGGCAUGAGAGCAGGGCUGCAGCCCCUGAGCCAUGCGCUGAGCUGGGCACAGCCCCCCGGCAGCCAUGGCCCAGUCCCGGGCCAACGGCUCGCACUACGCGCUGACGGCCAUCGGGCUGGGCAUGCUGGUGCUGGGCAUCAUCAUGGCCGUGUGGAACCUGGUGCCCGGCUUCGGGCCCCCCGAGAAACCCGGCGGCAACAGCAGCAAGCCCGACCGCGGCUCCGGGGGCAUCCUCAAGAGCAAAACCUUCUCGGUGGCCUACGUGCUGGUGGGGGCCGGGCUGCUGCUGCUGCUGCUCUCCCUGUGCCUCAACGUGCGCGACAAGAAGAGGCAGAGCCAGGAGCUCGCCAUCGCCCACGUGCAGCGCCAGGUGUCCGCAGAGCCCUCGCAGCAGGAGGACAGCCAAGAAGAGGAUGAAGACGUCUCCUCCCAGUACUACGUGCCCAGCUAUGAGGAGGUGAUGAACACGGGCUACUCCGAGCCCAGAGACUCGGACAGGAGCGCCAGGCUCAGCGUCUCCCUGCCCUCCUACGAGUCCCUGGCAGGGCUGGAGGAGGGCAGCCAGGCUCCAGGAGCAGCAGGCACAGAGCCUGGCACGGAGAGGCCGCCCAGCAGGCACAGCUCCCGCCUCAGCAAGCGCCUCAAGCCCCUCAAGGUCCGCAGGAUCAAGUCAGAGAAGCUGCACCUGAAGGACAUCAGGUUAAACCUGGCACAGGGCAACAGCAGCGUCCCUAUCACGAUAGAGCCCCUCACCCCUCCACCCAAGUACGAGGAGAUCCAGGAGAAAAUGCCAGUGAGCCAGCAAAUGCCUUAAAAACAAACAAACAAACAAACAAACAGGGAUCUGUGAUGCUGCUUGGUUGAGGGUUUUCUAGAACCCACCGUGCCAAGAGGGGUUUGGUGUGUGGGUGCAGAAGCAGCUCCCUGGAAGCUGCCACGUGGAGGAUGUGCUGUGCCACAAGGAUGGGACUCGUUUUUCCUGGGACUGGGUUGUACAAAAGACUGUGGGGAAAGAAACCUGAACACCACAAGUUCUGCUGCUGUGAAGUAAAUGAAGGCUGGACAUGCCAAAAGUGUCACCUGUGGUGUUUGGUACGAGACCAUCCCGUGCAUCCUCUCAUCUCCUCUCCCCCUCCCUCUCAGCAAGACUUUUACAAGCCACCAAACUGAUAUUGCAGAAGGAUUUUCCAAGUGGAAAAGUGAAAUGUUUCUUUUUUUGGGUGUCUUUUCUUUCUGAGGAAGGCGACGCGCGUUGCCAGAGCAGCACCAUGGAUUUCCCUGGCUCCCAACUGGGCUGGGCUGGUGGCCCAGAGCCAGCCCUGAUUCCUGCCAAGGUCUCUGCUGGCUGGUGGGAAGCAGCUGAAAGGGGCCUCCUGCUCCUCAGGGACAGGAUGGAUUUCUUGCCUCUGUUGCUUUCCCUGAUGUGUUUUGUGCUCCAUUUGAGGCGAGUGGGUGACUCUGGGGUUUGGGAGCUGCAUGCACCAGUGCCAGGGGUGAAACCACUGCUGAGCAUCCUGUGCAGGCAGACUGGUCUGAAUAAAUGUUUUGUACAUUGUG
This is a messenger RNA of Catharus ustulatus (Swainson's thrush), 3226 nucleotides long. RefSeq names its product transmembrane protein 51-like. The coding region runs from base 1734 to 2483 and encodes 249 amino acids. The transcript is spliced from 2 exons. NCBI's taxonomy places the organism in Eukaryota, Metazoa, Chordata, Aves, Passeriformes, Turdidae. The record is from RefSeq and is a predicted model, not a curated record.